CGUAACUCCGGAGCGAACGAGCUAGAGGAAGGGAAAAUGGCGGACCUCGAAGACGUAACGCUGGACGGGAGGCCGCUCCAUUCUUUAAGGGUAGCCGAUUUAAAAGCUGCGCUAGAGGAGAGAGGUCUUCCUAAAAGUGGACAGAAAAAUGCUCUUGUCAAGAGACUCAAAGGGGCCCUCAUGCUGGAGAACCUCCAGAGAACCUCCACUCCUCACAUUGGACUUCAGCCAAACUCUCAGAUUGGGGAGGAGAUGAGCCAGAACAGCUUCAUAAAGCAAUAUCUGGCUAAGCAACAGGAGCUCUUGCGACAGCGUCUGGAGAGGGAGGCCCGAGAGGCUGCGGAAACUGACGAACAAGAGAAUCUUACAGAAGUCAACAACAGUUCCCCCUGUCCUGCAGACCAGGAUGUCGCACCUGUGUUGGGUGACCAGCCGAAGCCACUAGGCCCCCCUGAGGGAGAGGCACCAGCAGGCCCAGCAAGCAUGGGAGAUGGGUACAGAGCCAGAGAAGGUCACAUGUCUGGAGGACCACUCGCUCCUUCCUCACCUACCUCUGCCCCCGGUGCUGUCGCCUCAUUGCGUGUUGCUGGUGGCGAGCAGCGACCAGAGAGGGUUCCCACUUCCAGCCAAGUCCCAGACGAUAGCGAUGACGAUGACAGUGACGGAGGGGACGAGGACGGUGAGGACGAGGACUGGGACGCCAAUGCCAGGAGGAGGAGGAGUCUGGGAGAGCCGGCAAGAGGCCAGCCUGCGAGAGAGAGGUCUGGAGGAUCCCACCAGCCCCCACCUCACAUUCCUCAACUGUUGUCCCAACAGCUUCGCCAGCCAACCCCUCCGCCCUCCCCUCCCCCAGAAUUAUCAUUCCCUCUGCCUGAUACUCCCAAACAAAGCCCCCCGAGCCCAGGCGAGCCCCCAGCCAGGCAGCGUACUUCCAGUACCUCCAGCUCUGGCUCCUCAAGCAGUGGCAGCCGUAGCAGCAGCCCAGAGCCCCAGAGCGGCCACGUGGAUCGCAAGCCUGGUCCGCUGACCUUGCUCGCACGCAAAAUGGAGUCGGAAGGUGCUUUCUCUGGAGCUGGGUGGCACGGACGUGUGGAUGGAGAGAGGCAGGACAGCAGUGCUGCAAAUGCAACGGUGUUUCCUGGCAGAGGUCCUCAAGAGGGCACAGUGUCGGCCAUCACCCAUACUGCCAAUCCUGCAGCAGGCCUGCCCUACUGUAGUAUGAUCCCAGGAAAGAACCAGGGAGUCCUGGGAGUCCAUGUCACCCAUGGUCAAGUCCCUGUGAGUGUUCUAAGGGCCACUGGCAUGGAAGAGAGAGACAUGGAUAGGGAGCAGCAGAUUGAGAGAGAAAGAGAGAUGGCGCUUGAGCAAGAAAGACUUCAAGCCCUGGAGUUGGAAAGACGAGAGAGGCAAAGAUUAUUUGAGCAAGAGCGUGCCAUGGAACAGGAGAGACAGAAAGUUUUGGAGAAAGAGAGGGAGGAGAAAGAGAGAGCUUUGGAGCGAGAGCGAGUCGAAAGAGAGAGGCAGGAGCAGGAGAGAGCGUUGCAGCGAGAAAGGGAAGAGCGAGAGAGGGCAUUAGCAAAGGAACGGGAAGAGCGAGAGAAAGCGCUUGCGAGAGAAAGGGCUCUACAGCUGGAGAGAGAGAAGGAGUUGGAAAGGCAGAGAGUCUUGGAGCAAGAGCGUGCUAUACAGCAAGAAAGAGAGGAGCGAGAAAGAGCUUUGCAAAGAGAGAAGGAGGAAAGGGAGAGAGAACUGCAGUUGGAGAGGGCCAGAGCUUUGGAGCGGGAACGAGAGGAGUUGGCAAGAGCUCUAGAGCAAGAAAGGAUGGAGAAGGAGAGAGCCUUGGAAAGAGAGAGGAUGGAGAGGGAGAAGGUGUUGGCCCGUGAGAGGGAGGAAAGAAUGAGAGAGGAGAGAGAAAGGGUUUUGAUGCAAGAGAGAAUGGAGAGAGAGAGGGCUCUGGAGCAAGAAAGGAUGGAAAAGGAGAGGGCAUUGGAGCAAGAACGCUUGGACCGAGAGAAGGUUUUAGAGCAAGAGAGGCUGGAGAAGGAGAGGGCUCAGGAGAGAGAGAGGCUGGAGAGGCUGGAGAAAGAGAGGGCUCAGGAGAGGGAGAGGCUGGAGAAGGAGAGGGCUCAGGAGAGAGAGAGGCUCGAGAGGCUGGAGAAGGAGAGGGCUCAGGAGAGAGAGAGGCUGGAGAAGGAGAGGGCUCAGGAGAGAGAGAGGCUGGAGAAGGAGAGGGCUCAAGAGCGAGAGAGGCUGGAGAAGGAAAAGGCUCUUGAGAGAGAGAGGCUGGAGAAGGAAAAGGCUCUUGAGAGAGAGAGGCUGGAGAAGGAGAGGGCUCAAGAGCGAGAGAGGCUGGAGAAGGAGAGGGCUCUUGAAAGAGAGAGGGAGAUGGAGAAAGAAAAGGACAGGGAAAGAGCUCUGAAACGUGAACGCCAGGAGAUGGAGAGGGCUCUGGAGCAGGAGAAAACCCUGCAGAGAGAAAAGGAGGAGACGGAGAGAGCUGUAGAACAAGAGAAAGAAAGGCUUAAAAUGGCAGAGAGAGAGAGGGAGAGUCAUCUUCCUCCAUGGAAGCGAGGUCGUGAGCUUGGUCUCACCCCCCUGCCCACUCCUCCCCCCCUCUCCACAGGAGCAGGUAGAAUGGCGGCAACAACAGAGGGAAGAGAACAGGAGGGUGGGGAGCCUGAGGCCACACGGAGGGACAACCAGCCCGCAGCCUCUGGUACACCCCUGUCACCAAGUCUUAAGACACCUCUGUCCCCCCAGUCCUCAUCCAAGAAGUCCCGUUUCUUGAGAGACGCCCCGCUUCUUCCCCAUUCUUCCUCUGCAGUCAUCAAAAGGCCUCGUACCUUCUCUGACGGCCCACACCCUCAGGCCUCUCCCUUCAGCUCCCCGUUUGAACUUGGGGAGCAAAAAGAGGAAGGGCCUCAGUCUACUUCUGAGAAGGCAGUGCUCCAGAUGCCUUCCAGACAGGGCGUUCUUGUGUCAGCGCCCCCUGUAGCCCAUGGGUCUGGGGUUAUUGCCUCGCUGUGCAGUCAUUCUCAAGGAGACAAUGCUAGAACCCUGACAUCAGAGGGGAAUGUCCAAAUGGACAAAGGGGAGACAGAGAAACGUGCACUUGAAGAGUUGGCUAAAAAAGGAAAAGGUGUGGAUGCCGGAAAGAUCCCUUCAAGUCCAGUGGGGGCCAAGCUGCCCCUGUCAUCCCCGCCAGAGGCACGUGAGGCAGAACGAAGAAGGGGCAGAGACGAGAAGAGGGAAGAGAAACGAGGCACGCGUGCUUCCUCAUCCAGUGACUCCUCGUCCUCAGACUCUGAUUCGGGGUCGUCCUCUUCUCAUUCAUCUGGGUCAUCCUCGUCCUCACAGGAAAAAGCCAACGCCACUGCCAGUGGUAGAAGGCCUGAGAAACGUCAAAGAAACAGCUCAGCCCAGGAUAAGAAACCUGCCCGGCAUGAGAAUUCAAUAGAGACUCCAAAAGUCCCUCUUUGCAAGAGGGGGGUGUCUGAGAAGGAGAAAAAGGACAUGUCCACCGAUGGAGACAAACACAGCAAGAAGCCAUUCCAUGGAAAACCGACUGGACAAGAUGACCAGCAGAGGAGAGAGACCAGUGAUGGCGUGGAAGACAGAGGAGAGACAGCCAGGGAAAUGAAGCAGGGUGCCAUGGCAGAGUCUGAGAAGGCCCCAGAGGCCAGUGAGGAGAGCCUGACACCCAAGGCUUUCACCGCCCGCAAGAUCUCCCUCAGCAGCAGCAAGGCCUCCCCAGGCACCGGGAACACAGAGGGAGAGGUGGAGUCUGGAGGUGCAGCAGGGAGGAAGAGGAGGUGGGGCUCCAGCACGGCCGUCACCGCCAAGAAACCCUCCAUCAGCAUCACUACAGACUCCCUGAAGUCUCUGAUCCCAGACAUCAGGCCAUGUCCAGGCCAGGAGGCGGUGGUGGAUCUGCACCCAGAGGAGGCUCACCUCUCUGGGGGAGAGGAGGACAACAGGGAGCUCCCUGACCAGGAGCUCAAGAUCAGACGCACCGUUACACAGGUGGUUCCCUCGGAGAGUCAGGAGAAUGGCCAAAAGGAGGCUAAGAGGAGCAGGUGUGAGGACGAGGAGAGGGAGGACGGAGGGGAGCUGAAAGCCGAGCGUGAGAGAGGGAGGAGCCACGAGGAGAAGAUGAACAGUUUGUUCCCGGCCGCCAUGGAGACACAGUCCCCAUCUCCUCCCAGUCAUGACAUGGACAUCGACACAGUCACCCCCGGAGACACGCUGAUCCGUCGCUCCAUCAGCCAGCAGAAGUCUGGCGUGUCCAUCACCAUCGACGACCCUGUCCGCACAGCCAGGCAGCCCUCUCCCCCACGGGGCAAAGUCUCCAACAUCGUCCACGUGUCUAAUCUGGUGCGGCCGUUCACCCUGGGCCAGCUGAAGGAGCUGCUGGGCCGGACGGGCUCUGUGCUGGAGGAGGGCUUCUGGAUCGACAAGAUCAAGUCCCACUGCUACGUCACCUACCCCAGCCCAGAGGAGGCGGUGGCCACAAGAGCAGCCCUCCAUGGGGUGAAAUGGCCUCAGAGCAACCCCAAGUUCCUCAAUGUGGACUUCAGCCAGAAAGAGGAGCUGGACUUCCACAGAGGCCUGUCCACAGACGAGAAGGCGGGCGAUGAGGCGGCGGCCGGGCCCGGUCGAGGCCGGCCAGCCGGGCCAGCCCCCCUCCUGCCAGAGCGAGACCAGUGGGCGGAGCGCGAGCGUGAGGUGGAGCGCAGGGAGAGGGCCAGGGCCGAGCGGGAAUGGGACAGGGACAAGGUCCGGGACUUUGGCAAGCCAGGAGAGGAGCGUGAGGGAGGCCCCAGGAGGUCCCGGUCCAGGGAGAGGAGGCGUAAGGAAAGGGGCAAGAGCAAGGAGAAGAAGACUGACAAGAAGGAGAAAGCUGCAGAAGAGCCCCCAGCCAAAAUGCUGGAUGACCUCUUUUGCAAAACCAAAGCAGCACCUUGUAUAUACUGGCUCCCCCUUACAGACGAGCAGUUUGCCCAGAGGGAGGCAGCCAGAGCCGAGCGAGUAAAGGAGCGAGAGAGGAAGAGGAAAGAGAUGCAGGACGAAGAGGACAAGAAAAGGGAGGAGGAGCGUAAAGAGAGAAUGAAGGCCGGCGGUGGCACGGGCGGGGACAGAGGGGAGGGAGAGAGGGGCGACCGAGACCGGGACAGAGAGCGGGACAGAGGUAGGGACCGGGACAGGGAGGGGGACAAGCGUAGGGAAGCGGGCUACCGCAGGCCAGGGGGCAGCAGUGCAGGGGGGGGGCGGCGCUCUCGCAGUCGCAGUGACCCCCCUCCGCGAGAUAGGCGGCGCUAAGAAAAAGCAGCCAGUGUGUGGAACUGUCUUAACCCCUUCCUCAUCACUGUUCCUUUGUCACUUCCUCUACUUUGUUACAAGUAAGAUGCCACCCCCCACCCCCUUCCCCCACCCCCCUCAGAGGACCAACUGAUGUAGUCUCCGUCUCCUGAACAGUCACUUUUUUUAAAGCACAUAUGCAUACACACACACACACACA
This is a messenger RNA of Osmerus eperlanus (European smelt), 5518 nucleotides long. RefSeq names its product apoptotic chromatin condensation inducer 1a (gene acin1a). Gene Ontology annotation, biological process: RNA splicing. The coding region runs from base 37 to 5319 and encodes 1760 amino acids. NCBI's taxonomy places the organism in Eukaryota, Metazoa, Chordata, Actinopteri, Osmeriformes, Osmeridae. The transcript is spliced from 18 exons. Gene Ontology annotation, cellular component: precatalytic spliceosome; ASAP complex. The record is from RefSeq and is a predicted model, not a curated record. Gene Ontology annotation, molecular function: RNA binding.